Messenger RNA from Effrenium voratum, 906 nucleotides. The record is from the annotation of a GenBank genome assembly. Lineage: Eukaryota; Dinophyceae; Suessiales; Symbiodiniaceae.
AUGGGCGACGGCGCCGACCCUGAAGUCUUUUCCGAGAUUGCCGGCAUCCGUGACUUCGAUGUCGAGGAGAACUCGGAACUGGUCGAAACCACGAACCAUGGUUCCGCAACCAGUAACGGCCUGCCGUUCCGCGAAUACAUCGCCGGCCCGAUUGAUGGCACCGAAAUCACGCUGCCGCUGAUCUACGACUACAACGAGGCCACGCACGACACCUCGACGGGCCUUCGCAGCAAGCGCGGCCAGCGCAUCAACUUCGAGCUGGUCGAGCCCGGCAGCACCCAAAAGGAGUCGUUCACCGCGAUCGUGUUGAACUUCUCGCGCUCCUAUCCUGUGGGCGAUGUCAUGGCCAUGGAUGUGACCUUGAAGCCGGUAUCGCCGGACCUUAUCGCGCUGGAGGAGAUCUACGGCGCGGGCGAGGUGGAGGACGGCGGGGGGAUGCGGCCCGUGGACAUGCCCGAUGACAUCUUCGAGCACAUGGCCAGGCAAGGCAUCACGGUUGACGCCUUCCGCGAUGCGGUGAUGGACGCGUUCAUGAUGCAGACGCAGGGCAAGACCUAUGCCGAGGCGGUCGAGGAGGCUCGCAAGAUCAGACAAGACGCGAUCGAGCAGGUGACCAAGUCGGCGAAGGAGUCCGACGACGGCGACCCUUUCAAGGAGCCCGAGGAGCAGAACGAUCCAUCAUCCUCGGAUAUCGAGCAGGUCGUGCGCUACGCCAAGACGCGCGCGAAGGUCGAGGCCGAUGCCUAUCGGCGGGCGGCGCAACUCGAACACUUCAACGCCAGCCUUCAGCGCGCGGAACGGAUCAAGAAGUUCGACACCUACAUGCGCAAGCCCGAAACGUCCGGCUCGCUGUUCGAGCGGAUCAGGGGCGCCAUUCGCGGUGCCCAAGAAAUGAACGCUGAGUAG